UCCCUCUGUCAGCGGUGAGAAAGGAGUUUCGUCUAUUCCAGCCCACUAAACGCCUCUCCCCCUCUUCUCUCCGCUCCUUUCUCAUCCAUCCAUCGGAAAGCUCGUCUCCCCCCUCCGUCCGCUCAUUUAUUCCUUUCGGACAGUCACCAUUCUUUGACGAAGAACAGAAGCAGCAGGGCGGUGGCGUGAGACCUCAAUGCUAGGCAUUUGGACGGAAAUCCGAGCGUCAAACCUGGAGACACAGGACUAUCAGUGAGUACUAUGUCAGAAAGAGGUUCAGCCACGAAGAACACAGCAGAGGAAGACAGACGGGGCCAUUCGGAUCACGAUUCAAAGAUGUCGGACGAACACAGAGACACGGAUGAUUCCUCAGAGAAAACCCCAAGUAGGAUGUCCAGAUCCCCGCAGAAAUCCUCCAAAAGACCAAAGACAGUACCUGUGAAAGUCACACUGUUGGAUGGAUCUGCCUAUGAGACCGGGGUGGAGAAGCUCUGUAAAGGGCAGAUGUUACUGGAUCUGGUGUGUGACCAUCUCAACCUCUUGGAGAAGGACUACUUUGGCAUGACCUUCAAUGACACAGAGAGUCAAAAGAAUUGGCUCGAUCCUUCAAAAGAAAUCAAGAAACAAAUUCGUGUGGGUCCCUGGCAUUUCUCCUUUGCUGUCAAGUUUUAUCCUCCCAAUCCUUCUCAGCUGAUUGAAGACAUCACACGGUAUUACCUGUGUCUUCAGCUGAGGGAGGAUAUAUUAUCCGGUCGCUUACCCUGCUCAUUCGUCACUCACGCCCUGCUGGGCUCCUACGCCGUUCAGGCCGAGCUGGGAGACUACGACCCAGAUGAACACGGGCCGGAAUACAUCAGUGACUUCCGCUUCGCGCCUAGUCAGACACGCGAGCUGGAGGAAAGGGUGAUGGAGCUCCACCGCACCUACCGGGGCAUGAGUCCUGCAGAAGCUGAAAUUAACUUCCUGGAGAACGCCAAAAAGCUCUCUAUGUAUGGCGUUGACCUUCAUCAUGCUAAGGACUCUGAAGGCAUAGACAUCAUGCUGGGAGUGUGCGCCAGUGGCCUUUUAAUCUACAGGGAUCGUCUGCGUAUAAACCGUUUUGCCUGGCCCAAGAUCCUUAAAAUAUCCUACAAGAGAAGCAACUUCUACAUCAAGAUCCGCCCUGGAGAGGUAGAGAAAAAGUACGAGCAGUUUGAGAGCACUAUCGGCUUCAAGCUGCCCAACCAUCGUGCCUCUAAGCGCUUGUGGAAAGUCUGCAUCGAACACCACACCUUUUUCAGAUUGGUCUCUCCCGAGCCUCCCCCCAAAGGUUUUCUUGUGAUUGGCUCAAAGUUUCGUUACAGUGGGCGAACACAAGCCCAGACUCGUCAGGCUAGUGCUUUGAUUGACAGGCCAGCUCCUCAGUUUGAACGAUCGGUCAGCAGGAGGUACCUGCUGUCACGCAGUAUAGAUGGAGAAUCUGCUUUAGGGGACACUAUGGACCGACUAUCUCAACACACUUCCUGUGAGCCUGUGCCCAAUCUUCCAAGAGAUGAGUUUGACCAGGAUUACACAGAACCCAGUCUGGAUCAGGACCUGGAUCAUGAUCAACUGUAUGAAGCUGAAGAUCAGCGUCUGGAGUCCGAGUCCACUCCCUCCAGAACCGUGGAGCUCAAGAGGGAGGAUGCAGGUUCUCCUGUAGACUCUAGGACAGAGUCGGACCAGGAUUCGGCCCCACGUCCUAAACAGGAGCAGUUCCUGGAUAAACCAGAAGAUGUGCUGCAGAAACAUCAAGCCAGCAUCAAUGAGCUGAAACGAGCGCUGAGAGAGCCAAACAGCAAACUUGUCCACAGAGAGAAACGUCUCUCUGGAGCAUCGUCGGGCAGCACUCCAGAGAAAAAAUCUGCCUCAGAGGAGUCCCUAUUGAUUGAGAAGCAAGAUGGUUGUCAAAGAGACCUGACCCUCAGUAAAAAAGAGGAAAAGAGCAGGAGUCCUAGAGUAGCUUCAUUAGCCACUGGAAUCGACAGAAAGACAGAAGAGGACAGAAUGAGAGAGAAAAUCUCCACCUCACACAGUGACACAAAAGAAAAUCACAGUGUAGCAAAAAGGACCUCGGCAGAAACAAUCUUAUCACCAGAGAAGCCACUGAGAAAUAGAGCUAAAAGCCCUGCUUUAAGGUAUAACCAUUUCCAGGGCGUUGGUUCUUUGGAGGAGAAAGUGUAUGAUAAUGGGAACCCGCAGGACAGAUGUUUGCCACAGAAUGUGUUUCGUGCAAAUGGGUACGAUGAAUAUGCAGCAGAGAGACACUGGGUUAAGAAAAGAAACAUGGGUGUAACUGAUGGAGAAGAUGAGAAUCGGGAUUUGGCGAGCUAUGCAGAGAAAAGCUUUGGUGAGGCCUCUCCCAAUGCAGCUGUGGAUAAAUAUAUGAGAGAUCGAUAUAAUGAAAGCAGAUGGGAGAACCAAACCACAGAUUCAGAUGCAAACAACAUCAGAUCUACUACUAUACAAAAACAAACACCUAAUCCAGCUCCUAAAAACUCAACAAUCCAAAGAAACGAUUCCUCUGCAAGCGACACAUCGCAGUCCGAGGUAAAACGAAUAGUCCCGCUAAAGCCAGAGAGGUCAAAGAAGUUGAAAGGCAGUAAAGGAGCCAAGCUACAUGGAGAACCGAGUGAAAAAAUCAGUUCUGAAUCAUUUGAAGAAGGGAAGAAGUCUAAGGAAGAGCAAAUUGGUUGUAAGAAUACCUUGGACGGCUUCUUGAGGCCCAAAAAUUCUGCAGUUCCAGAGGGUAAUGGAAUGCUUGAUAAGCAAGAUUUGUCCAAUAAUUUUCACAAUAGGGAAGUCAGAGAACACACUCAACAGUAUCUUCAAGACAGGCACCAAUUACGGGAUUUCAAAAACAGUGCUGACCACAGGCUUAGUAUCGAACAAGAUCACUUUCUGUUUGAAGAUCCGUGUUCUAUGUUUGACUUUCCGAACAAUUCAACGUUUUUAGCCUUCGAUCAGAUUCCGUCUUUAUACCCACCUGUAAAAUCCCAGAGGGCAAGAGAUACACGUACCAAACCGAUUACCAAAAGUGAUUCCAGCAACAGUCUUCACAAGAGCUCCAACAUGGAAUCUUCCAAAAGGAAACCUGUGAGAGAGCCUUGGGAGAGACGCUUGGGAUCGGUGUCAGAAGAUGACCCAGACCUGGAUUCUCUGUACCUGAAGGAGACCCACCUAGGCAUUGAGCGCAAAUGCUCGAGCAUCACUGUCAGCUCCACAUCUAGCCUGGAGGCUGAGGUGGACUUCACCGUCCUCAUGGACUUUCAAACCGGUAUUGAGGAAUUUUCUAGAGGCAUGACCGAGCUAGGCGAAAAAGACAUCUCCAAUGAGUUUGGCUUCUCUGACCGGCCAACACAUCCAGCAUUUAUACUGGGAGCAGAUCCUAUCUAUUUUCAUGAAGAGAGACCUGUGGAAGUUCAGAGGCACGUAGAGAAACCAAAACCCGUUGUAGAGCAGAAACCACAGGAGGAGCGUAAACCAGAGCCCUUUGUACCCAAAAAGGCUCCGCGGUCAGUAAAAGUCGCCCAAGCUAUGAAGAAAGACUCUACGGAUCAAGCUUAUGCCCAGUCGAUGAGGCGUGAGAGCUCUGGAUCGCCUCCGAUUCAACCUCUGAGCAGAGAGAGCAGUGAGAUCAUCGCCUCUCAGGCUCUAAGGAAAACUGAGGUCAAGAUCGAGACGCAACCCAAUGGCUCUGAGGUCACAACCACCAUUAUGGAGAUUGCAGACCCGGACCAUGGUUUGAGCAGCAUGCGAGAGGCUACAUACUCAAUGGCAGAAAGGGUUUCUCCUGUGAACGUGGGAUCAUUCGGAAGAGAAGGUUCUCCUUUAAUGGUAACUGAGAAUGUUACAUCGGCCACUACAACUCAUGUUACUAAGACGGUGAAAGGAGGCUAUUCAGAGACGAGAAUUGAGAAAAGGAUUAUCAUUACUGGUGAUGAUGAUGUUGAUCAAGAUCAGGCGCUCGCCAUGGCAAUAAAAGAGGCCAGGCAACAGCAUCCCGACAUGUUGGUUACCAAGGCUGUGGUUGUCAGGGAAACAGAAUCUUCCACUCUAGACCCACAUGAGGAAUCAAAGUCCUGAUCUUCUCAGUUCUUCAUCAGGAAGUUGUGUCUCAAUGACUGCCACAAGCUUCAAGACCCAGGACACCAACUCUUCCACUUACACACCCAAACACCCAUACACACAAAAAAACACACACUGCCUCCCAGAUGUCAGACAUAUUCCUUCCCAUGUAAUUUUUACUUUGUGUCUACAUUGCUGUGGUAAAAUGGACAUAUGAGCGGUCUCCUCGGCUUAAGACCGCUCGGGAUGGACAGUCUCCUCGUCGCAUCGAUCAGAAGAUUUAGUCGGCAUCGUAGUCUAUCGCUUUUUCUUCACGAAUGUCAAAACUAACCAAGUGUACUCUUAACAGUGCAAUGUCGACAUUGACGCAUGAGGUACGAGGCUUUUGAUGAACAUUGCUGAAGAUUACACUAAUAAGUGGAGUGACAGUAGUGUGUGCUGAGUAGUUUCUUUAGAGCUCAUUGAGAUGUUACAUGAAGUAUUUUGCAAACACCGACCUGUAGAGAAAAGCCUAAUGUGAUAGCUAGUGUAUGUCCAUACUUUUUUGAUCCACGAAUGUUAUGUUGCCGUCAUUAGAUUGUGAACCUCAUCUGCAUGUGGCAAAGCAGGGUUAAAACAUUUUCAUAGACAGUCAAAAUAACUGGGUCGAUGUUCUGGAGAAAUGAACAGAUCAUAUUCUAGAUUUAAGUAUAACGGACAAACAUUUAAUCAUUUUUGAAAGGUAUUUAUUUCCUUAUUGAAUGUAACAUGAGCAAAUUGGAUUUAUACACUUUAUCCUGUAAAUUCAUCUUAAUAAAUAACUGCUGUAUUAGUUUUAUAGGUGCAACAAAAUAACUUUUAUUUCUAUGAUAUUUGGGGCUUAGUAGUUACAAACAAAUCAGACUUUAAGAUCUUAAUCCUCAAGUGAUGUUGGGGACAAAUUUGGGCAAAAUUAUUUUUUUUUUAUAACUUUUUUUCUUAUUCUGAUACAUCGGUACAAAACAUCAGUACUUUUCCUAAAUUUGCCAAAUAAACACCCAAAAACAUUGGACAUCAUUCAACUACUUAAUAUGCUGAUAGUGCCCAUUUUGAGGCACCCAUAGGAAAUGAAUGGGAAAUGACUUAAAUUUAGAGCAUUUUUUUAUUUGUUAAAUAACCAUCAAUAAAUCCAAAACAUUGCAGAUUAUAAAUACACAUAAAUGAAGGGGUGGGCCUAUACUGUACAACAUCCUCAAUGUGACCACCAUUCACACAAAUGUACACAUCAAAGUCCCACUGCAAGAUUUGAUACUGCUUUCAGGUAAAUCAUUGCUAAAGUUAACGUUUUAUCUCAUUCUUUAGCAGCACAAUGGCAAAGAGGUUUACUGUAGCAGAGACCCAGGAUCUCUUACUUGAAAUGUGAUGUUUUCUUAAUUUUGUUAGUGCAAAUAAGUGAUUUCUUUCUCUUAUUAUCUUUCUAUUAACACAGUCAGAUUUGCAUAUUAUGGCAUCUUUGCACAGCUGUACCCAACAAUUCUUUUUUUAAUUCAACAAUUUUAACUUGUGAUAAAAUCUAGAGAUGUUAAGUUUGGUACAACAUUGGUUAAUACUGUAGAUUUCAGCCUGUGCACUAGUGAGUCAUGAUGUCACAGAUGUCACUAAAAAACAAAAGUGGGACUUAUUUUAGGGGUUUAUACUGUGAUUUAAUUAGUGGAAUUAAGAUUUUUAUGAAAAUCUUUUAUUAAGUGCAUUUUAUGUAAAAAAUAACAUUAAAAUAUACAUUUAUAUUUUAAUGUAAUUGCUAUUUUAAUUACAGCAGAUGUCAAAAAAGUGAAGGCGUAAAAAGGCAAUCACAAAGUGCCCAAAUUUGUCCACUAACAGCAGAUUAGUGCAGUUCUUAUUAACAGCACUUGAGGGUUAAAUACGAAAUAUCCCCACACUGUAAAAUUGAUUGUUGCACUUAAAUUUUUAAGUUUAAUACAUUUUAAAUUACAAUUAAUUUCAACUUAAUAGUGAUGGGGUGGCUAUAAUUUAUAUAAAUAAAGUUUAAAUAACAUAAACUAAUUCAACUAUAUAAUUUAUAGCAACUCCUCACUAGUCAAGAAUGUUUCAGUUAAUUGUCAUUUCAAGUUAAGUAAAGUAAUUUAAACUUCAAAAUUUAAGUGCAUCAAGGAGUUUUUUUACAGUGCAUGUUUAACCUGUUUUUUAAAUGCACGACAUAAAAUGCAACACACUUGCUGAAUGCUCUAAUAUGCCAUCUUCUACACCUAUUGUUAGGUGAAACAUUUCAAAUUAGGGCUGUGCCAAUACCGAUAAUUCAUUACUACCAAUCUACCAAUACCAAUAGAUACAGAUAGUUUUGAUUUUUCAUAGUUUUGAGUUUUAAAUUCAAUUCUGUUGUUAUUGUCACCUAAUUCAAAAUAAUCACACAGUAUUUUCCAACAUUUUUUAAUCGCCACGAUAUUAUGUUUUUUUUUUUUUUUACAAUCGCAAAUGUACAAUAGUGGGGAAAAAAUGCUUUUAUCUGCCGAUACCGAUUUUAGGCCAAUAUAUUGGUGCAUCCAUAUUUUAAACCCCUUAUACCAAUAUUCUGGUUAUUUAAGGCAUUUUGAUACGGUGUGAUAAUGCAUAUUGAAACCCAUACCCAUGGAACACUUCUCAACCAAUCAGAAUAAAGCAUUUAAUAGCCCCAUGCUGUAAUAUAUUUAACUAAUGUGUUAUAUGCAUGUGCAUUUAGACCUAGACAUUCGAAGAUAAAAUAAUGUACAAUUAAUUUCUAACAAGCCGAUUUCUUUUAACAAAUUCCCAGCUGCCCCACAAGAUUUCAAGACUUGUGAUUAUUUUUAAUCUGCUCCCUCUCAUGCAAUGCUGUGCCAGUGAAGAAAUGAUUUUAAACAACUUCAAAAGGUUCUGAUUUGUAAGAUAUGAUACCUUAUUGUGUGAUGAAUGUCAUGAGCCUGUGGCUUGGUUUUCAGUGCAGUGUGACCUGUGAGCCAUGAUACUCUUUACAAACGUUCCUAAAGCAGUAGAAGUCCUGAGUCAGGAUGUGUAUGUGUUGUAGUGUUAUCUGGAUGAAUGAUUUAUGACGUGUAUUGCCAAAUAAAUAAAAAACUAGCAGAUUUGUAUAUUAGGAAAAACGAAUGCCAGGAAAGCUCUUGGUAAUAUUUGCUAACAUGGUAAAGGCUUGUUGUUGUGUAUCUAUAGGAUUGGUUCAGGACGGGCCGGUGCACUAUGUGAAUAUUUUGACAUCUUAUACACAACGUACAAAUAUGAGACUUGAAUACACCAUACCUUAAGCUCGUAGUCAUUGAUUUUUGAAGACUUGGAUGCUGUUUGUGAAUAUAAAGAAGUGCCAUGUAAAGGUUGACGGUUGGAUCAACCACAGCAUUCAGCAUUUGUCAGUUUUGUCUCAUUACAAGGCAGUGUCCUUGUUCUUGCUGUACAUGUAGCAUAGAAAAUGAACUCUGGAUAAAAGAUGUUUAGAAAACUUUGUCUUCAGCAUUGGUUGCCCUGAGAUUUCACUUCUGUUUACACUGCUAUCUGGUACUUUCUACUGCUUGAUUUUGUGUGUUUGCUGUACAGUGUUCAAAAAAUAAAAUUGAUCCAUCCA
Messenger RNA from Paramisgurnus dabryanus, 7654 nucleotides. The record is from RefSeq and is a predicted model, not a curated record. Lineage: Eukaryota; Metazoa; Chordata; Actinopteri; Cypriniformes; Cobitidae.